Pygocentrus nattereri (red-bellied piranha) is the source of this 9936-nucleotide messenger RNA. RefSeq names its product acetyl-CoA carboxylase beta (gene acacb). The coding region runs from base 1086 to 8138 and encodes 2350 amino acids. Gene Ontology annotation, molecular function: acetyl-CoA carboxylase activity; ATP binding; metal ion binding. NCBI's taxonomy places the organism in Eukaryota, Metazoa, Chordata, Actinopteri, Characiformes, Serrasalmidae. Gene Ontology annotation, biological process: fatty acid biosynthetic process. The record is from RefSeq and is a predicted model, not a curated record. The transcript has 57 exons.
GUGUUGUGGUGACGGAGGAACAGUCGACCUCCUCUUGGCCAGAGUCCCUCUUUUCUUUUGAUUCCUUCCAUAAUCACCAAAGCAGGAAGGACAGGCUGCUGCUUUCAGCCGCUCUCCAGGUCCAGGUUUGCUCUCAGUUUCUCAGACACAGUCCUGCGCUCUUUCAGCGUGAUUAAUAUCAUUAGUGUCUGGUCUGUAUUGGAGCUGGCAGUGGAUGUGUGGAUACUGAAGUGCCGACCGACCGCAUGCCUUCUGAGGGUCUGUUUGUAGGAGAGAAGAGGGGGUGGGCUGGAAAUAAACACAGCGAGGUCGCGCUCAUAGGGCAAGGGGGGAAAAUACGAUCGGGCUGACGGGACAGACCGUGCCAUGCCGCACAACAUGCAGACUCGUGUCCAGCAGCUACUGACCUGUUUGGCUGCUGCUUUCACCAUUUCUGUCCAUCUGCCGCUUAUGUCACUUCUCAGGGACAGUUUUAGCCCUUAAUGUCAAUAUGGCUUAGAAGAUUCUAAUGGGCUGUGGACUGUCCUGGGUAAUGUGGGUCGGAGUGGGUAAGUAGGGUUUUUUCAGAGUGGUGUCGUAAAUUUCAUGUGAAUGGUUUGGAGACGCCCUGCCUUGAGUGAUGUUUGAGUUUCUCUGUUGUUUAAAAAAUAGGUUUAGUUAUAGCUCCAGCUCUGUCUUAAUGCUUCUGUGUUUAUUCACGUUCAACACUCCGCUUCAUGUUCACUGAAGAGUCAGUGAAGCAUUCACUGAAACCGUUUUGGCCCAAAGGUUUGAGUACUGACGUCACAAGAGAGUAAAACGUGUGGCCUUUGGCUUUGUUCCCAAGGCCAUUUUAGAUGCUCAAAAAGACUUGUGUUUACCUGACGGACUAACGUUUAGUCCUGCUGAUGGCCUUGAAGCUGGAUUUCUCCUGUCUUCUGUGCUCUGGUGUAAACUGACAGCCUGUUUGGAUGCCUCCUCCAAGGGGCUGAUGCAAGAGAUCCAGCUUUUGCAGCGCAGCAAACCACUUAGGGGGGGAUUGUUCUGCGCUAACAGAUAGUGAGACUGUCGAUUCAACUGACCACCCGUCCAGCCAAUCAGACGCCAUGGAGCAAACAGCUCAAGAUUUAUCAAGCCCUUCUGAAAUUACCGCAAAAGCUUCCAGGCCCAGGUUUGGAGCAGCUGAAGAAGCCAGAGAGAAGCUGAAGUUCAUCUUAGGAGCAUCUGAAGAUAACUCGUCUGAUGACGAACCUCCUGCUCUGGGUCAAACUGCCAAACCUCUAAACUCAGCAGCCCCUGAAGCCACAACUUCAACCUCACAGGAGACGCAGACCCCCCCUCAGCCCUCCAUAAGGAUGAGGCCUAGUAUGUCUGGUCCCCACCUGAUGAGGAGAGGCCGAGAGCAGAGGAGGAUGGACGUGCCCAGAGAUUUCACUGUGGCCUCUCCGGCCGAAUUCGUCAAGCGCUUUGGAGGAACCCAUGUCAUAGAAAAGGUACUCAUAGCCAACAACGGCAUUGCGGCAGUGAAAUGCAUGCGCUCCAUCCGCCGCUGGUCCUACGAAAUGUUCCGCAACGAGAGGACCAUUCGCUUCGUCGUCAUGGUAACACCUGAGGACCUGAAGGCCAAUGCAGAGUACAUAAAAAUGGCGGAUCACUACGUGCCAGUUCCUGGAGGGCCCAACAAUAACAACUACGCCAACGUGGAGAUGAUUGUGGACAUCGCUAAGAGGAUUCCAGUGCAGGCAGUGUGGGCCGGGUGGGGUCACGCCUCAGAAAACCCCAAGCUGCCGGAGCUGCUCAAUAAAGCGGGCAUUUCGUUCUUAGGUCCUUCCAGUAAAGCCAUGUGGGCUCUAGGAGAUAAAGUAGCAUCUUCCAUCGUAGCUCAGACUGCAGGAAUCCCCACUUUACCCUGGACUGGAUCUGGGCUGAAGGUGCCCUGGGGGGAGGAGGAACAGAGGCCAGGCCACGUGGUCAGCGUCCCACUGGACAUUUACAAUAAAGGCUGUGUGAGGGACGUGGAAGAAGGCCUUGCUGGGGCAGAGAAGAUCGGCUACCCUUUAGUGAUUAAGGCCUCAGAGGGGGGAGGAGGGAAGGGCAUCAGGAAGGUGGACAGUGCUGAAGACUUCCCCAGCUUCUUCAGACAGGUCCAGGUGGAGGUGCCGGGUUCUCCGAUCUUCAUCAUGCAGCUGGCUCAGCACGCUCGUCAUCAAGAAGUGCAGAUCCUGGCGGAUGAGUACGGAAACGCCAUCUCUCUCUUCGGCCGAGACUGCUCCAUCCAGCGGAGGCACCAGAAGAUUAUAGAGGAGGCUCCGCCCACCAUCGUUUCACCAACUACCUUCGAGCAGAUGGAGCGGUACGCAGUGCGCAUGGCUAAGAUGGUGGGCUACGUGAGCGCGGGGACGGUGGAGUAUCUGUUCUCAGAGGACGGCAGUUUUCACUUCCUGGAGCUGAACCCCAGACUGCAGGUGGAACAUCCCUGCACUGAGAUGAUUGCAGACGUCAACCUGCCUGCUGCGCAGCUACAGAUUGCGAUGGGGAUCCCUCUGUACAGAAUUAAGGAGAUUCGAGUGCUGUAUGGUGAAGCGCCGUGGGGAGACGCCCCCAUUAAUUUUGAGUCUCCGGAGUGCGCCCCCUGUCCUCGAGGACACGUCAUUGCAGCGCGCAUCACCAGUGAGAACCCAGAUGAGGGCUUUAAGCCGAGUUCAGGCACAGUGCAGGAGCUGAACUUCCGCAGCAAUAAGAACGUUUGGGGCUAUUUCAGUGUUGGGGCCACGGGGGGUCUACAUGAAUUCGCCGAUUCACAGUUCGGUCACUGCUUCUCCUGGGGAGAGAACCGCGAGGAGGCCAUCUCUAACAUGGUGGUAGCUAUGAAGGAGCUGUCUAUCCGGGGGGAUUUCAGGACCACCGUUGAAUAUCUCAUUAAACUGCUGGAGACCGAGAGCUUCAGGAACAACGACAUCGACACAGGCUGGCUGGACCACCUAAUUGCUGAGAAAGUGCAGGCGGAAAGGCCGGACACCAUGCUGGGAGUCGUGUGUGGAGCCCUCCAUGUAGCCGAUGCUAAUUUCAGGAAGAGCAUGUCUGACUUCCUGCAUUCGCUCGAGAGGGGUCAGGUGUUACCUGCUGCCAGCCUGGUUAACACUGUGGAUGUGGAUCUGAUCUACGAGGGAAUCAAAUACUCCCUUCAGGUGACCCGGCAGUCCCCCACCACCUACGUGAUCAUCAUGAACAGGUCGGAUAUUGAGAUCGACGUCCACAGGCUGAGCGACGGCGGCCUGCUGCUCUCCUACAGCGGCAGCAGCUACACCACCUACAUGAAGGAGGAAGUAGACAGCUACCGGAUCACUGUGGGCAACAAGACGUGUGUGUUUGAGAGAGAACGGGACCCUACGGUGCUCCGCUCACCCUCUGCUGGAAAACUGCUCCAGUACAUUGUGGACGAUGGAGGUCAUGUGACAGCUGGACACCCAUACGCUGAAAUAGAGGUGAUGAAGAUGGUGAUGACGCUGACGGUUCAGGAAUCAGGCUGUGUUCAUUUUGUGAAGAGGCCGGGUGCAGUGCUGGAACCAGGCUGUGUGGUGGCCCACAUGGACCUGGAUGAUCCCAGUAGUAUUCACCCUGUGGAGCUGAACACUCAGCCUUUACCUGCUCAGGAGCCCCUCCCCAUGGUGGGUGAGAAGCUGCACCAGGUAUUCCACAACGUCCUGGAGAACCUGGAGAAGGUGAUGGAUGGGUACUGCCUCCCAGAGCCCUACUACAGCAACAGACUGAAUAAGUGGGUGGGCACUCUGAUGAAGACCCUGCGUGACCCCUCCUUACCCUUGCUGGAGCUGCAGGAGAUCAUGACUAGUGUGUCCGGGCGCAUCCCCAUUACCGUGGAGAAGGCCAUCCGUAAGGUCAUGGCUCAGUACGCCAGCAACAUCACCUCCGUCCUCAGCCAGUUCCCCAGCCAGAGGAUAGCCAAUAUCCUGGACAGUCAUGCGGCCACUCUGCAGAGGAAGGCAGACCGUGAGGUUUUCUUCAUGAACACUCAGAGCAUCGUGCAGCUGGUGCAGAGGUAUCGCAGUGGUAUUCGAGGCUACAUGAAGUCUGUAGUGUUGGACCUGCUGCGGCGCUAUCUGCAGGUGGAGGGGCAGUUUCAGCAAACCACAUAUGAUAAAUGUGUGAUAAACCUGAGGGAGCAGUAUAAGCCGGAUAUGACCCCUGUGCUGGAGUACAUCUUCUCCCAUGCUCAGGUCUCCAAGAAAAACAUCCUCAUCACACUGCUCAUAGACCAGCUGUGUGGACGGGACCCGACGCUAUCGGAUGAUGUUGUGGUGAUUCUGAAUGAUUUCACUCAGCUCAGUAAGAUGGAGAACUCGAAAGUCGCUCUGUGUGCCAGACAGGCACUGAUUGCGUCUCAUUUACCCUCUUAUGAGGUGAGACACAACCAGGUGGAGUCCAUCUUUCUGUCUGCUAUAGACAUUUACGGCGACCAGUUCUGCCCUGAAAACAUGAAGAAACUCAUCAUGUCUGAAACCUCCAUCUUCGAUGUUCUACCCAGUUUCUUCUACCACAGCAACCGGGUGGUGUGCAUGGCUGCUUUAGAGGUGUAUGUUCGGAGGGGUUAUAUAGCCUACGAGCUGAACAGCCUCCAGCACCAUCAGCUGCAGGACGGGACGUGUGCUGUACUAUUUCAGUUCAUGCUGCCCUCAUCCCAUCCCAACAGAGAGCCGAACACCAGAGUGAGCACCUCCAUGCCCAAACCCACAGGGAGCAGUCCCACCUUGAACAGGUUGUCGUUGGCCGUGAGCAGCUCUGAUCAGUUUGAGACGAUGCGGCGGCAGGGCAGCGAGCUCUUCCUGGAUGGAUCGCUGUCUCCUCCCUGUCAGAGGAUGGGAGCCAUGGUGGCCUUCCAGUGCUUCGACGACUUUAAGAGGUGUUUUGAUGAGGUGAUUUCCUGCUUUGCUGACCCGCUGUGUGAGAGCUCAUUGUUCUCUGACUCUGUCUCCAGCCUGUACGAUGAGGAGAACAGCAAGAGCAUGAGGGAGAACCCCAUCCACAUCAUCAACGUCUCAAUCAGAUCGGCUGACACUGAGGACGAUGAUGCUUUGGUCAAAGCGUUCACUGACUUUGCUCAGUCCAAAAAAGCUGUGCUGUAUGAGUACGGAAUCAGAAGAAUCACGUUCCUGCUGGCUCAGAAAAGGGAAUUUCCCAAGUUCUUCACUUUCAGAUCCAGAGAUGAGUUCCAGGAGGACCGGAUCUAUCGGAACCUGGAGCCGGCUCUGGCCUUCCAGCUGGAGCUGAACCGCAUGAGGAAUUUCGACUUAAAGGCCGUUCCCUGUGCCAACCACAAGAUGCACCUGUACCUGGGAGCUGCUCGUGUAGAGAAGGGUGCUGAGGUCACCGACUACCGCUUCUUCAUCAGAGCCAUCGUCCGCCACUCAGACCUCGUCACCAAGGAGGCCUCGUUCGAGUACCUGCAGAACGAGGGCGAGCGCCUGCUGUUGGAGGCGCUGGACGAAUUGGAGGUGGCGUUCAGUAACACUCCGACACGCACGGACUGCAACCACAUCUUCCUCAACUUCGUCCCCACCGUCAUCAUGGACCCCAUCAAGAUUGUGGAGAACGUCCGUGCUAUGGUGAUGCGCUACGGCCGACGUCUGUGGAAACUGCGUGUGCUGCAGGCUGAGCUGAAGAUGGGGAUCCGUCUCACUCCCAACGGAAAGACCAUCCCAAUCCGCCUCUUUAUCACUGACGAAAGCGGAUACUACCUCGACAUCAGCCUCUACAAGGAGGUGACGGACCCCACAACCGGACAGAUCAUGUUCGAGUCGUACACCGGGAAGCACAGCCCGUUACACGGAAUGCUCAUCAACACCCCCUACGUCACUAAAGACCUGCUGCAGGCCAAACGCUUCCAGGCCCAGAGCCUCGGCACCACCUAUGUCUAUGACUUCCCUGAGCUCUUCCGACAGGCUCUGUUUAAGCUGUGGGGGCCGGACGACAGCUACCCUAAAGAUGUGCUGCAGUGUAAUGAGUUGGUGUUGGAUCCUCAAGGCAGACUCGUGCAGAUGAAUCGACUGCCUGGAGAUAAUGAGGCCGGGAUGGUGGCGUUUCGUAUGAAGAUGAAGACUCCGGAGUACCCCGAGGGACGGGAGAUCAUCGUGAUCUGUAAUGACAUCACAUAUCGGAUUGGUUCUUUCGGACCACAGGAGGACCAGCUGUUUCUGCGAGCGUCUGAGCUGGCCCGGGCCGAGGGCAUCCCUCGCAUUUACAUCUCAGCCAAUAGCGGUGCUCGCAUUGGCCUGGCUGAAGAAGUCCAGAACAAGUUUCAGGUGGCCUGGCUCGACCCCAGUGACCCCUACAAGGGUGUUAAGUACCUGUACCUGACCCCCCAGGACUACACGCGCAUCAGCACAACCAACUCCGUCCACUGCCGUCAUGUGGAAGAGGAAGGGGAGUCCAGGUACAUCAUCACAGACAUCAUCGGGAAGGAGGAGGGUCUCGGGGUGGAGAAUCUGAGGGGGUCGGGGAUGAUAGCAGGAGAGUCGUCACAGGCGUAUGAGGAGAUCGUCACCAUCAGCAUGGUGACGUGUCGAGCUAUAGGCAUCGGGGCGUACCUGGUUCGCCUGGGACAGAGAGUCAUACAAGUGGAAAACUCCCACAUUAUCCUCACUGGAGCAGGAGCCCUCAACAAGGUUCUGGGUCGAGAGGUGUACACCUCCAAUAACCAACUGGGCGGAGUGCAGAUCAUGCACAACAACGGAGUCACGCACACCACCGUGCCUGACGACUUUGAGGGGGUCUUUACCAUCCUGAAGUGGCUCUCGUACAUGCCAAAGAACAAGUUUGCUCCAGUGCCAGUGAUGCCCCCUACUGACCCAGUGGACAGAGAGAUAGAGUUUGUCCCCACCAAAGCUCCGUACGACCCUCGGUGGAUGCUCUAUGGACGUCCUCACCCCAGUGUGAAGGGGGCGUGGCAGAGCGGCUUCUUCGACCACGGCACCUUCAUGGAGGUGAUGUCCGCGUGGGCUCAGACGGUGGUGGUGGGAAGGGCCAGGCUCGGCGGGAUUCCUCUCGGAGUCAUUGCUGUGGAAACCCGGACCGUCGAGCUCACCAUCCCAGCAGAUCCAGCUAAUUUGGACUCUGAAGCAAAGAUUGUGCAGCAGGCUGGGCAGGUGUGGUUCCCUGACUCAGCAUAUAAGACGGCUCAGGCCAUCAAAGACUUCAACAGGGAGAAUCUGCCCCUCAUGGUCUUCGCCAACUGGAGAGGCUUCUCUGGAGGGAUGAAAGACAUGUAUGACCAGGUGCUGAAGUUCGGCGCGUAUAUCGUGGACGCUCUGAGAGAGUUCCGUCAGCCUGUCCUGGUCUACAUCCCUCCCCACGCUGAGCUGAGAGGAGGAUCAUGGGUGGUGAUCGACCCCACCAUCAACCCCCAGUAUAUGGAGCUCUACGCUGACAGAGAGAGCAGGGGUGGCGUAUUAGAGGCAGAAGGGACGGUGGAGAUUAAGUUCAGAAAGAAAGAUCUGCUGAAGACGAUGCGCAGGAUCGACCCUGAGUACACUCGGCUGGCUGAACAGCUCAACUCUGUGGAGCUGUUGGAGGACAAGCGCAGUGAGCUGGAUGCUCAGCUCAGAGCCAGAGAAGAGUUCCUCCUGCCCAUCUACCACCAAGUGGCUGUGCAGUUUGUCGACCUCCACGACACGCCUGGGAGAAUGCAGGAGAAGGGCGUCAUCACGGAUGUCCUGGACUGGAAGAACGCUCGGUUGUUUUUCUACUGGCGGCUGCGGCGCCUCCUGCUGGAGGAGGUGGCGAAGGGUGAGAUUGUGCAGGCCAACAAGGACCUGAGCAAUGGCCACAUCCAGUCCAUGCUGCGCCGCUGGUUCAUUGAGACCGAGGGAACCGUCAAAGCCUAUUUGUGGGACAAUAAUAAGGCUGUGGUGGAGUGGCUGGAGAAACAUCUAACGCAGCAGGACAGCACACACUCAGCAAUCAGAGAGAACAUCAAAUACCUCAAGAGGGACUACACUCUCAAACACAUACGCAGCCUGCUGGAGGCCAAUCCAGAGGUCGCUAUGGACUGCAUCAUGCACAUGGCCCAGAACAUCACUCCGUCCCAGAGGGCCAAAGUGUCCCACCUGUUGGCCACUAUGGACAACAACACCAGCACCAGCUAAAUCCAGACCACCGGAGAUACAGAUCAAACGCCACGCACAAUAAACAUGCCAGUCGAGCCUUGAGUGGAUGCUGAGGAUUCAUAAGCAGGCUGUCCAGGUUUAGCUGGGUAAGAAGCAGGUAAGACAGUAUAAGAUGGGAGAAGGAAAGAGGACUUUUCUUUUGUCUGUGUCUCAGGAUCUAAACACGCACACAGGAAGAUGCCAAGUCACUCCGAGUACAUUUCUUUCAGCUCGGUGUUCAGAUACGGAGCAUUUCACCUUUCAUGAUGUUAAUGUGGGUUUUUCUGUUGUUGUUUUUUGGAGGUUCUUCCUCUGCACCAAUAUCUGAGCACAUGUUCGUUUUCACAGUGUUAAUUUCGUGUCCUUCACACUUGUUGCCUUAAAAACAAAUCACUGCACAAAUACGUACAACCACUUUAUGCUGUAAGCAUUGCCCGUAUUCCACAUUUAAGCCUUGCGUUUUUGUUAUUUCAGUCCGUAUAAUAUGUCAAGGUCCAGAUGAAAGGAUGUCAGACUCCAGUGCUGCAGCACUACGAACUUGACGCAGUCAAAUCAGCUUAUAAGCUCAUUUCCAAGCCCUUCAUUUACUGUCAUUAGUGCAGGGAAACACUAAGUGCUGUCCUUCAGAACUGGGGUCUGCCAUGCCGAGUCUGGAUGGAGCUGCCUUUCCGACACAUGAAUGUACUGUCAUGGGUUAAAGACUGAAAACCGGAAAGCUUUGAUUGGUGUCAUUUUUCAAGGAAUCAGUUCAGCUGAAAUGUUAAUGAUGCUAACAAUGAAUGAAACUGAGCUACUACAAAAUAGCCUUACCAGACAUCACGCCAGCUGUCCUAGUUAUGCUCCAUCCACAAAUGAGUUUAAAAUCCCCGUCAACCUACUAAGAAACUGUAUGAAAAGCUCGGAUGAAAACCCGAGCCGGGUUCUAGUUUCCCAUUGGUUUGAAUGAGUAACUGACUCUGAAUGUAGGUGUUGUGGUAUAAACUGAGUGUGUUCUACAGUUUCCCAUUAGGCUGAAUGAGUAACUCGUUCUAGAUACAAUCUAGUGAUACAAACUGCCUUUUGUGCUACAAGUCGAGUGAGAUUUUUACGAGCGUUCUGCAAAGAACUCAUUUGUGGAUGAGAGAAUUAGUGGCUACCAAGUUCAGUUCAUUAGCUGUGUUAGCAGAUCUGAUGGCUUUUUAUUCUUGUAAGACGUUGAUAGAGAGUAGGACCAGCACUAGUGCUCUUUCAGGGAAACUGCUGACUUGUAUCAGACCUGCCAAACGAUUUUAUGUAUGCAGCUUUUAUUUAAGUACAUGUCAGUAUUAUAAACUAACAGUAGCCACUGGACCUUUGAAGAACUGCCACAGGGUUGUACGUGUGUGUUUGAGCAGUACGAGUUCCUCAGGUUUAUGCUUACAAAAACAAAAUGAUGCCAGUUCCCUGAGUAACCUGGAUUAACGUCGGGAGAUGUUGGGCUCAGAUGAGUACGGUUUCAUUUUUAAUGCUCACAAAAUUAGAGUUUACACUGAAGUCACACAUGGCAGUAACUAACCGUGGCUCGAUGAUAAUUUGGGUUGAACGAUCAGGUCCAGUUGUUUAGCGUGUAAGGAAACCAUUUUGGUGCUACAAAUAGUUCAUAGUUUUUAAAAUGUCAUUUGUUUUCCAUCAGCUAUGUGCAGCAAGUUAGAACAGGUGUCUCAUCAUGAAGUGCCUGGCUGAUUUUUGCUGUAAAUGAUCAGGAUGUUUUAAAAGAUCAUGGCCACCAGCAUGUAUGACUCAAAUAAAAAUACUUUCGCCGACUUGCACACUCUCACAA